Gamsiella multidivaricata is the source of this 873-nucleotide messenger RNA. RefSeq lists its product as uncharacterized. NCBI's taxonomy places the organism in Eukaryota, Fungi, Mortierellomycota, Mortierellomycetes, Mortierellales, Mortierellaceae. The transcript has a single exon. The record is from RefSeq and is a predicted model, not a curated record. The coding region runs from base 137 to 631 and encodes 164 amino acids.
ACAAAGAACCAUCAAGUCAAUAUACCAUACCAAAAAAAAGGUAUAGUUUCAGCCGACAGCGUUUUCGGAUGGGUGUUUGCGGGUAUCACCUCAACCCAAUUACGCUUCUUUUGUUAAAUAGUCUGCAUGCGGCAAAAUGCCAUGUGCGUGCAUGCAUCCCAUUCACAAACAUACCCCACCAUAUCUGUCUAUAUUAAUUUUCUCCGCACAGCUAACCAACAAAGCAACGAAAAAAGCUUUUGCCCUAAAGCGAAAAAUGAAAAAAGGGACCAUUGUCCUCAUAGCCGUUGGUGCAAUCGCGUGUGGGAUGCAAUUGACCAAUGGAGUCACUCAAUGGUCUCCUCAAGCAUCUAGGCGCAGCAUCUCCUUAAGAAAACGCCUGCUAUCCUAUCGUAUCUGCAUCCAUGGCCGUGUUCAAUCCAUCGUCAUCAUCAUUUUUAACUUCACCAUUGCGGAUAUGAAAUUAGUUGGCACUCUGCACUGGAUUGGUAUCACCAAGAUGCAUGGCCCCCUCUUUUCUUUCCCCCUUCUUGUUAGGGCUCCUAGCCCAGACAGAGCGACAUCAGCAACAGCCAUUGCUUGGUGUCCAUUGCUGAGCGACUCCAUCCUUUCUCCUUUCUAUUACUGCUGAAGGUCGCUAUUGUUGUUCCUCCGCUGAGUCUCCCUCUUGAUGGUGUCUUCGAUUGUUAUUCCUCGGUUUCCGGUUUAGCGAUUAUCAUACUUUGUGCUUGUGCUUCCUGCAGUAUUAUUAGUACUACUUACUAUUCACACCGUAAUAUUUUUUUAAGAGCAAAGGACAAGAAAAAGAAACCUCAAUAUCAGAGCCUUUCCUUCAUCGCUCGCAACCUCUGUCUUUUGCUCGUUGUUCAACCU